AUGAGUUUUAUCAUGAAACUUCACAGACAUUUUCAAAGAACAGUUAUUUUGCUGGCCACUUUUUGUAUGGUGAGCAUAGUUAUUUCUGCGUACUACUUGUAUAAUGGCUACAAACAGGAAAAUGAACUUUCUGAGAUCUCUUCAGAAGUGGAAUGUGGUGAUCUUCAACUGUUGCCAUACAAGCUGAUGGAGAUGAAGACCAUGAAGCCUAUUGAUCCUCUGAGGACAGAUCUUGUAGUGCUGGUGUUUGUGGAAAGUCAGUACUCAACAUUAGGCCAAGAUAUAAUAACCAUUUUAGAAUCAAGCAGAUUUCAGUUUCACAUUGAGAUUGCACCUGGGAAAGGUGACCUCCCAGUGCUUAUAGACAAAAAUAAGGGCAAAUAUGCUCUCAUAGUAUAUGAAAAUAUUCUAAAGUAUGUGAAUAUGGACUCUUGGAACAGAGGCCUUUUAGAUAAGUACUGUAUAGAAUAUGGUGUAGGUGUUAUUGGAUUUCACAAAGGCAAUGAGAACAGCUUGCAGAGCUUUCAGUUGAAGGGCUUUCCUUUCCAUGUCCACAGCAAUCUGGGUGUUAAGGACUGUUGCAUUAACCCUCAUUCCCCACUGCUCCAUGUGACUAAAUCUUCUAAGCUUGAGAAAGGUCCCUUGCUUGGAAAUGACUGGGCAGUUUUCCAGAUUAAUCAUACAGCUUAUCAACCAGUGAUAUUUGCAAAAGUAAAGACACCAGAAAACCAUUUACCACCUCCUGCUAAAAGUGCUCUCCAUGCCACAGUAAUUCAUGACCUGGGGCUCCACGAUGGGAUUCAACGAGUCCUUUUCGGCAAUAACUUGAAUUUUUGGCUGCACAAGCUGAUUUUCAUAGAUGCCAUCUCUUUCCUGUCUGGAAAGAAGCUCAGACUGUCCUUGGAUAGGUACAUUCUGGUUGACAUAGAUGACAUCUUCGUUGGGAAGGAGGGAACAAGAAUGAACACCAACGACGUACAGGCCCUGCUUGACACUCAGAAUCUUUUGAGAGCUCAGAUUACAAAUUUCACUUUCAACCUGGGAUUUUCAGGGAAAUUUUAUCACACAGGCACCGAGGAGGAAGAUGAAGGUGAUGACCUGCUGUUGAGAUCCGUGGAUGAGUUUUGGUGGUUCCCCCAUAUGUGGAGUCACAUGCAGCCUCACCUAUUCCACAAUGAGUCGUCACUGGUGGAACAGAUGAUCCUCAACAAAAAAUUUGCCUUAGAGCAUGGUAUUCCAACUGAUUUGGGCUAUGCAGUGGCUCCACACCAUUCUGGAGUCUAUCCAGUACAUGUUCAACUUUAUGAUGCCUGGAAAAAGGUCUGGAAUAUCAGAGUUACCAGCACAGAAGAGUACCCCCAUCUGAAGCCUGCAAGGUACCGACGAGGCUUCAUCCACAAAAACAUCAUGGUGCUUCCUAGGCAAACUUGUGGCUUAUUCACCCACACAAUUUUCUAUAAGGAGUACCCAGGAGGCCCAAAGGAACUAGACAAAAGUAUUCAAGGAGGAGAGUUGUUCUUCACAGUGGUUCUCAAUCCAAUUAGCAUCUUCAUGACACAUUUGUCUAAUUAUGGAAACGACCGCCUGGGGUUGUACACCUUUGUGAAUCUGGCCAACUUUGUUCAUACCUGGACAAACCUGAAACUGCAAACUCUUCCUCCCGUUCAGCUGGCUCACAAGUAUUUUGAACUGUUCCCCGAGCAAAAGGACCCUCUCUGGCAGAACCCGUGUGAUGACAAACGGCACAGAGAUAUCUGGUCUAAAGAAAAAACCUGCGAUCGAUUACCAAAGUUCUUGGUGGUAGGACCCCAGAAAACUGGUACCACAGCCUUGUAUUUGUUCCUGAUCAUGCAUCCUUCCAUCAUUAGUAACUCCCCCAGCCCAAAAACCUUUGAGGAGGUACAGUUCUUUAAUAGAAAUAACUACCACAGGGGGAUUGAUUGGUACAUGGAUUUCUUCCCCACUCCUUCUAAUGUCACAACUGACUUCCUCUUUGAGAAAAGUGCUAACUAUUUCCAUUCUGAGGAAGCCCCUAAGCGAGCUGCUUCCCUCUCCCCCACCCUCAUCGCCCCAUCCGAUCGGGCGUAUUCCUGGUAUCAGCAUCAGCGAUCACAUGAAGAUCCUGCAGCUCUCAAAUUCAGCUUCUAUCAGGUGAUCACAGCUGGACCUCGAGCCCCAUCAGAGCUGCGAGCUCUCCAAAAGAGAUGCCUAGCACCUGGAUGGUAUGCUAUCCAUAUUGAAAGAUGGCUAACUUACUUCCCACCUUAUCAGUUGCUAAUUAUUGAUGGACAGCAGCUGAGAACUGACCCCUCUACCGUAAUGGAUGAAGUACAGAAAUUUCUGGGAGUCUCUCCUCAUUAUAAUUACUCUGAAGCCCUGACGUUUGAUUCACAUAAAGGUUUUUGGUGUCAGCUCCUGGAAGAAGGAAAAACAAAGUGUCUUGGAAAAAGCAAAGGUAGAAAAUACCCUCCUAUGGAUUCUGAGUGCAGGGCUUUUCUGUCAAGCUACUACAGAGAUCACAAUGUGGAACUGUCAAAACUCCUACACAAACUGGGACAACCCCUGCCAUCGUGGCUGAGACAGGAGCUACAGAAAGUAAGAUAG
Eurypyga helias (sunbittern) is the source of this 2604-nucleotide messenger RNA. Its product is annotated as bifunctional heparan sulfate N-deacetylase/N-sulfotransferase 3-like. Gene Ontology annotation, molecular function: deacetylase activity; heparan sulfate N-sulfotransferase activity. Gene Ontology annotation, cellular component: Golgi apparatus. Lineage: Eukaryota; Metazoa; Chordata; Aves; Eurypygiformes; Eurypygidae. The record is from RefSeq and is a predicted model, not a curated record.